This is a messenger RNA of Penicillium cataractarum, 1092 nucleotides long. Its product is annotated as Rtr1/RPAP2 family protein phosphatase. The coding region runs from base 1 to 1092 and encodes 363 amino acids. Lineage: Eukaryota; Fungi; Ascomycota; Eurotiomycetes; Eurotiales; Aspergillaceae. Gene Ontology annotation, molecular function: RNA polymerase II CTD heptapeptide repeat phosphatase activity; RNA polymerase core enzyme binding. The record is from RefSeq and is a predicted model, not a curated record. The transcript is spliced from 2 exons. Gene Ontology annotation, cellular component: nucleus; cytoplasm.
AUGGGACUGGCCCUCACCGAGGAGGUUGAGAUUGAGGAAUCGAUGCAAGAGGGAAACCAGCCGUCGCAAGGAACACCGGAUGGAGAGGGAAAGGAGGGUUGCGGUGGGAAGGAUGAAGUAGAUGGAUACACGACAAAGUCCCUUCGGAUCCACGUUGAAAACCUCCCCCCCUCCGCAUACGCCGUCAACGCAGAACAGCUCGUCGGCCCAUCCCACCUCCCGUCGGAGGAGGAGCAAGAAAAGUACCUAUCAGGUCGACCUCGAGCAACUCCACAGCACCUAGGAGUUGCCCUCCAACAUGCGCACCAGAUUCAGGCUCAAAAAGAUGCCGAGAACAUGAUCCUAGAUCAAAUUAUCGAACUGCUCAUGCUACCCACCUCUCCAACCGCUGACCCCGCCGCGCCUUCGACUGCAGAUGCCCACGCUUUUAAAUCUGCCCUCCAUAUGUUCGGAACUGGCGACUACGAUAAUUUAAUCAUGGAACGGAAUAACGAGGGUCUCUGUGGCUACGGUCUCUGCCCGCGCGAGUAUCGCAACCAAAGAGGGAGGAAUCAAACGUUCCAAUUCAAAUGGGGAGCUAAGGGCAGUGGACCCGGUGGUCGAGGGCGCAGCAUGGACAUCGUGCCACGUGAAAAGUUGGAGAAGUGGUGCUCCGACGAGUGCGCAGAGAGAGCUCUCUUCCUUCGCGUACAGCUCACUGAGCAACCCGUGUGGGAGAGGCGGGGUGGUGAGGGCCGCAGCACGGGCAUUGAGCUACUGGAAGAAGCCCGUGCUAGACAGCCAAGACGAAGGACCGAGGGCUCUACAUCUGCUGCGGCUGUAGCAGCGGACCUGAAUAAGUUGAAUAUCCAGGAUCCCGAGCGUGCGCACGAACUCGCCAUGGAGCGUGGUGAUACAAGUCUGCCAUUCCGCGGGGGACGUGUGGAUGUCCAAAUCAAGGAAAACGAACAAAGCAGCACUCCCUCCGCAAGUGCUCCGCAAUGGCGGCCAGAAGAUGCCAAGGGAGGCUCCAUUGAAGGAUAUGUCCCCCAAGACCGGCGAGACAAGGACGCAAUGGACCUGGACCAGGGCGAUUUGCUUGACCAACUCUAG